AUGACAGCGUCGGUUGACGACGCAGCGUUUCAUCUACCCAAAUUGCGCGUCUCUUUCGGCUUUGAGAGUGAUGUCCGCUUCUUGAACACCGGCGAUGAUGUACCCGAGUUUUUUGACGUCAAAUUCUGUCCUUAUCAGCCUCUAGACUGCGAUCCUGUGUUCGCAGCCGACGAUGCAUCGGGCUGCUGCUGUACAUGGACAAGAGAUCCCGCUACUGGAGCCCCGUACAUUUGCAUAGGAGGCGGAGAUGCCAAGGUAAAGAUAUACGAUGUGAGAAACGCUAGACUAGUAGAUUGUUUCGCCGGUCACGGAGGUGAUGUCAAUGAUCUUGCGACCUCGCCAAUAGACUCAUCCAUCAUUGCGUCAGCGUCCAACGACACGAGCAUUCGGAUUUGGAGUAUCGAGGACAAGUUCAGGUCGCAACCAUGUCUGUGCAUUCUCGCUGGAGAAGGACACUCUUGGAAUUUACUGAGCUUGGCAUUUCACGACACUGGUCGUUAUCUUCUCUCAGGCGGCCAUGACCAAGUCAUCAAUCUUUCCCAAAAGUGGACUAUUCCUGAUCUUCCAAGCGAGCCCGUCGUCACGCCGCUCCAAGUACAUUAUCCUCACUUUUCCACCUCCGCGGUGCACAGCGGCAUUGUAGAUUGCGUCGCCUUCUUCGGUGACCACAUUCUGUCGCGGGCAUGCCAUGAUAACGUCAUCGUGCUCUGGCGCAUUGAGGGCUUCUCAUCUGACGGCUCCCCGCCCCCGCAGAGCGCGGCCCCGACGGCGCAGACGGCGGUACCGACAGCCCUGGACGACCAGUCGCGGCUCACGCGGUCCUACUUUGCGCCGUCGACUACGCCUGAGUGCCCGUCUCAGUACACGCGGCUGUUGGAGCUGCACACGCCCAACUGCGGGCCGCAGUUCUUCAUGCGCUUCGGCUUGCACCACGUACCCGGGCAGAACCCCGUAUUGGCCUUUUGUAACGCCGGGGGCAAUAUUCUCUUCUGGGACCUACGUCGCCUCGCCGUCUACCACGAUGUGAUGCGGGACCUGCGCGACCCGGACGGCGACCGCGACGCCGCACCACUGCCCACGUGGCUCAAGCCCAUCAUUCCCCGACAGCGCGCCGACAUGUUUGGUCGCAUCAAGAAGCGCCCCGCUUUGGUGUCGGUCAGCACGCGCCAGUCCUCGACGACGUCGUUGCGCGCCGGCGGUGUGCAGGGUGCUGGCGCGGCUGGGGAAUCGGCACAGGAGUUUAGCGCCGAGACGCUCGAGUCCUGGGCAGCCAAGUACAGCAUGGAGGAUCCGCACGAGCCUGUCAAGGCGCACCGGACCGAGUCGUCGGCGUCCACGUUUGUCGGACGCCAGGCGGCGUGGAGUCCAGGUGGUGAGUGGUGCGUGGUGGUGGGCAGCUCCAACACGGCGUUGGUGCUGCAACGGUGGGCGAAGUAA
This is a messenger RNA of Cordyceps militaris CM01, 1437 nucleotides long. RefSeq lists its product as uncharacterized. NCBI's taxonomy places the organism in Eukaryota, Fungi, Ascomycota, Sordariomycetes, Hypocreales, Cordycipitaceae. The record is from RefSeq and is a predicted model, not a curated record. Gene Ontology annotation, biological process: negative regulation of transcription by RNA polymerase II. Gene Ontology annotation, molecular function: nucleosome binding; protein binding. The transcript is spliced from 9 exons. Gene Ontology annotation, cellular component: ESC/E(Z) complex. Bases 1 to 1437 code for a protein of 478 amino acids.